Physeter macrocephalus (sperm whale) is the source of this 1948-nucleotide messenger RNA. RefSeq names its product RAB11B, member RAS oncogene family (gene RAB11B). The transcript is spliced from 5 exons. The record is from RefSeq and is a predicted model, not a curated record. Bases 397 to 1053 code for a protein of 218 amino acids. NCBI's taxonomy places the organism in Eukaryota, Metazoa, Chordata, Mammalia, Artiodactyla, Physeteridae. Gene Ontology annotation, cellular component: recycling endosome; Golgi apparatus. Gene Ontology annotation, molecular function: GTP binding; GTPase activity. Gene Ontology annotation, biological process: constitutive secretory pathway; regulated exocytosis.
AUUUCCCCUCCCGGACAGGUCCUCUGCUGGUCCGGUACUGUCUGAAUCAAACCCCUCAUUGGCUACUCGCUCCGUCAAUCCGUUUCAUUCUUCCAGUUUUUCCGCCCCGCCUUCCAGAGCUCGCCUGUGAUAGGCUGACGAGGCCGUCACUUCAGAAAGGUCCGCAUUCCUUCCGCCUUUCUCCAGGAGACCAAGGGAGAGGAAGGUGGAUCUCCGGCGGCGCCCACCCCGGGGGCUCUGCUUCCGCCUCUUAUUGGCUUCUCUGGGUGCCGGUCGCUACGCUACCCAUCGCUGACUGGCUAUCCGGCCGCCGCUCUGCGCGGCGCCGGCUCCGCCCCCGUCGGGUGUUUGUGGUGGGGCUGCGAAGUCGCCAAUCCCGCCGGAAGCGCCAGGACAAUGGGGACUCGGGACGACGAGUACGACUACCUAUUCAAAGUGGUGCUCAUCGGGGACUCGGGCGUGGGGAAGAGCAACCUGCUGUCGCGCUUCACCCGCAACGAGUUCAACCUGGAGAGCAAGAGCACCAUCGGCGUGGAGUUCGCCACCCGCAGCAUCCAGGUGGACGGCAAGACCAUCAAGGCGCAGAUCUGGGACACCGCCGGCCAGGAGCGCUACCGCGCCAUCACCUCGGCAUACUACCGUGGUGCGGUGGGCGCGCUGUUGGUAUAUGACAUUGCCAAGCACCUGACUUACGAGAACGUGGAGCGCUGGCUGAAGGAGCUGCGGGACCACGCCGACAGCAACAUCGUCAUCAUGCUGGUGGGCAACAAGAGCGACCUGCGCCACCUGCGGGCCGUGCCCACAGAUGAGGCCCGCGCCUUCGCAGAAAAGAACAACUUGUCCUUCAUUGAGACCUCAGCCUUGGAUUCCACCAACGUAGAGGAAGCUUUCAAGAACAUUCUCACAGAGAUCUACCGCAUCGUGUCACAGAAGCAGAUCGCGGACCGCGCAGCACACGAUGAGUCCCCCGGAAACAACGUGGUGGACAUCAGCGUGCCACCCACCACCGACGGACAGAAACCCAACAAGCUGCAGUGCUGCCAGAACCUGUGACCGCCCUGCGCCUGGUCUCAGCGUGCGUGCACGUCCUCGUCCUCCGCCCACCCCUCACUGCCCCGUCCUCCCUGCCCACCCCCUCCGCCCCUCUGUGACUGGCUCCUGCCCUCCCAUCGAGCUCCGCACGAAGAACAGGAGUUGAGCGGCAUCUCCUGUCCCGCCCAAGGAAAGCUAGAAGCCCCGGCUGCUGCACCUGCUCUCCUUGGGUCCCAGUGGGCAUCUCAGCGGGGCGGGGAGGGUGGCAGGAUGGACCGGGCCGGCCAGAGGCCAAGAGGAUGGGCACACCGAGCAGGCUUCUCCAGUUUUCCACGGUAGCCUCCGGGGAGCAAUCGCCGCCCUCCCUCUCUGGCCAGCUGGCCCAGCUGGCCCCCGGUCCCCACCCAGAACCCCAUUCCAGGCUGAAGCCCGAAGAGCAAGGCGCCAGGGGCCAGGCAGACGGACACUCUUGGCUCUCGGCAUCCCGCUCCCCCGCGCACAGCCAGCAGCGCACAUGCCUUCGACCUCUCCCGUGCGUGCGCGACUCCAGCUCCUGCCUGUAGAUUGAUGCUGGGAGAAGACCCUCUCCCCACCUCACCCUCCUUUUUGCACGCGGCGCGCUCUCCACCCACCACCCCGUCCCUGUGCCCUUCUCUCUGUCUUGUCUCCCUGUCUGGUCAGGAACCUGUUUGCAAGUGAAGCAAUAUCUCUGUGUUUUGUAUAUACAACCGCUCUUGUAGCCUUUGGUUUUUUUGUUAUUGUAGAGAAACACAGAUUCUUUAUACACUUUGUAAGAUUUAUGCCAAACCCUAGCUCUCGAUCUCUUAUUCUUCCUGUGGCCCCUGCACUGUUGCCCCGAUGCCUCGUUUCUCUCGCCCGGUUACUAAAAUGUAUAAUCCGACUUCCUGUACAGAAA